Messenger RNA from Xyrauchen texanus (razorback sucker), 2948 nucleotides. RefSeq lists its product as uncharacterized. Gene Ontology annotation, molecular function: zinc ion binding. The record is from RefSeq and is a predicted model, not a curated record. Lineage: Eukaryota; Metazoa; Chordata; Actinopteri; Cypriniformes; Catostomidae.
CUCGUGUUAAAUUGUGAAUUCUAUAAGGGACUAUAAAAAAUGACUGCAAGCCUGACGGCUGAUGAAAAAGGACCCAGGCUCCCCAAGGAGUGAGCCCGACAGGUUCUUUUCACUGGGGCCCGUCAAAUCUAAGUAAUCCCACCGCGUUAGUUUAAAAUUAAUCCAUAUAACUCCAGUGGUUAAAUCAAUGUCUUCAGAGGCGAUUUGAUAGUUGUGGGUGAGAAACAGAUCAAUAUUUUAGUAAAUUCUUACUAUAAAUUCUCCUCCCUUACUAUAAAGUCUCCACUUUAACUUUCUGUUUCACAUUCUUCUUCCUUUGAUUUUGGUGAUUCACAUUCUUCAUGCAUAUGCUCUCUACUGGGCAGGGAGAAACAUUUCUAGCAAAAAUUGGCUUCAAUUUUGAUCUGUUUCUCAUCCACACCUACUAUUUCACUUCUGAAGAUAUGGAUUUAACUACCAGAGUUUUAUGGAUUAGUUUUAUGCUGUCUUUUAUGUGUUUUUUGAGCUUCAAAAUGUUGGCACCAAUUCACUUUGUAUGGACCUACAGAGCUUUGAUACUUUUCUAAAAAUCUUCAUUUUCAUUUUUGGAUUAACUAUUCCUCUAAGUGCUGUUUCCAUCCAUGCAAUGGAACGGCAGCUAAGGUAAUUAAUAAAUGAUGGACUUAAAUAUAAAUUUGAUUUAUAUUGGUUAUAAUUUGUGUCUGAAUUAUAUUGGUAGAAGUCAUGAUCAGCUGAGCAUCAGCUGGUUGCAGCUUGACUAAUGUGACCUGCCUGAACUGAUGCUUUGCUUGAUUUUAAUGGAAUUUAAUUGGAAUUUUUGUGAAACUGAAAUGCACAAAUCUUGAAAAUAGAUUACAAUAUUUUUUGAGUGCAGAACAAAUGAUCAGUACAGGCUGGAAGAUGGAUAUUUCUGCAGUGUUUUUGAAUGAGUGAGAGGCCAGUCCAUUAACAUUAAUUUAAAUUACAUCAUUAAUGUACAUUUUGUAUCACAUUUAACUGUGUUAAUUUUGAACAAUAAAUGGGCCUACAUUUAUGUGUUAAUUGUCUUAUUUUAUAUUGAGGCUUUAAGAGUGUAAGAAGAAAUGUCUGAACCAACACCACCAAGGAAAAGAAAUGGUAGAAGAGAAAGCAUCGAUUUACCUCCAUCUAUGGCUCUUUUGUUUAACCAGCUCCAGUGUCCAGUCUGCCUGGAUAUGCUCAGUAGUCCAGUCACAACUCCAUGUGGACACAACUUCUGCAAGGCCUGCCUGAAACAAUGCUGGGACAACAGUGAGGAAUGCAAAUGUCCAUAUUGUAAAGAACAUUUCAGCCAGAAACCUGAUCUCAAGAUCAACACAGUAUUCAAAGAGACUGUGCAACUUUUGGAGGAAAACUCAACAGCCCUGUCAUCUGCUAGCAGCCCACUGUCUGAAGAGCUCCAGUGUGCUAUCUGUCUGGAUGUGUUUAAUGAUCCUGUCAGCACUCCGUGUGGCUUCUGCAAGACCUGUCUGGAAAAGUCAGACAGGUCUGUCUGGGACAUCUUUGAGAACUGCAACUGCCCAAUUUGUAAACAAACAUUCAGCAAAAGGCCUGAUCUAAAGAGCAACACAGCUCUUAGGACAAUUGGGCAAAUCUUUGAAAAAAUCACAGGAUAUAAGAGGGAAACCAUAAUGACAGAAUAUUCACCACCAUUUGAAUCAAAGGCCCAAGAAGAAACUCUGGAUAAACCUUCAUUCAUGGGUUCUUCUAGCAGUGUUUUGUCUGAAAACCGUCAGUGCUCGAUCUGUCUGGAGGUGUCCACUGAUCCAGUCACCACUCCAUGUGGACACAACUUCUGUAAGACCUGCCUGGAGGAAUGCUGGGAAAACUGUCAGGAUCACAGAUGUCCAUGCUGUAAAGAAAUUUUCGGAGUGUUUGUGCAACUACAGUCUCACUCUGAAAUCCUGAUGUCCUGCUCUCACAAGGAACCAAAACAGGUGCCUCAUCACAGAGUCUUGAAUAUAAAGAAAGUGAAAAUGAUUGACCUUGUGGAGGAUCUGGAGAAUUCUAUAUGUGAGAAACAUGAGAGUCUGCAGGAGCUGCUCUGUAGAGAUGAUCAGUUAAGUGUGUGUCUAUUCUGCACUGAGGAAGACCACAAGACCCACAACACUGUUCUUAUAGAGAAAGAGAGUAGAGACAUGAAGGCUCAGCUGACGAAGACACAGGAACGUGUGCUGCAGAUGAUCCAGGACACUAUGAAGAAAAUUCAAGAGAUCCAACACUCAGUUAAAAUGAGAAAAAUGCCAUUUCCUGAGCGCCUCUUGCAUCUACAGGAUGUAAUUUGUCCAGCUGUGAUGGAAAGCAAAAAUGCUUCUCCAGUACUGAAGGGAUGAAAGGACUGCCUUACCAGUUAUUUCAACAACACACUGCUUAACCUGUCACAUUUAACUAACUAAUAAUCACAUAAAAUAUUUAGUGUAUAACCACAUUUAGUGUAGUGCAGCUCCACUGAUCAUUAAAAAUGCAAAUCUCCUUUUUAAAAGGACUUAGGGCAGGGAGAUUAGGAGUCAGGCCUGUCUUUUAGGACUCUUUAGGUUUUCUUGUUGUAUCAUUUACAGAAUCAUAGUUUAGUUCAUAGUUUGUGGCAGGUUGAUGUGGUCUCUGCGGACCACAUCAACCUUAAAUUACACCAGCAGGUAGAGAUUGUCCCGUAAGAAGCAAUUACAAGUUAAUAGUUUAAACCUUAAACAAUUGCAGGUUACCAGUUUUUACCAAGGAUUAAACAUAUGGGACCCUAAAGAUGAGAUGACCGAGAAAGUAAUUUGUUGUGAUACCAGUUCAGACAAAGAUUGAUUGCAUUUGUUUGGUUUUGUUAAUCUGAAUCUCAUCAUGUAACCCUGACUCUUUUGUUCGUGAUACAGGUCACAGUAUAUGGAAAUUAUAGCAGCAUGUUUGUGUAGUAUAUAAUUUUGUGCAUAUAUUUUCUUUGU